AUUUAGAUUUAUCUACUGGAUAUGCAGUGGAGGAAGGUCCAGGGGAAGGAGCUCAUUUCGGAUCUCUAAGCUUAAUGAGCCAGAAAAUCACUGCCGGGAGGGUUUAGGGUUGUUUUUAUUUGGGGCAUUAAUGAGAUGAGUCCAGCAGGGGGAGCACUUUCCACUGAGCAAACAUCUGAACUCACUGUUCAGCCACAGCUUCAAUGUCUCACCUGAGAACCAAGAAACGAAGAUCUGAGAAAGAGGGGAGCGAGGCAGCGAGUUUGUGCUCACUGUUCCCCCUGUUGUCAGCACGAGGGGGAGGAGGAGUGUGGGGGUGCUCUUCCACACUCAUGGAUCUCUACAGAGAAAAUCAAGCAGCUUUUCCACAGGAUCUGUUCUGGUGUUGCGUCCGGCUGAUGCUGAUUUCUGUUGGGUGCCCGAGACUCGGUUCUGGUUCGGUUCCUUAAAAGCAGCAGCGUUGAAGUGUCGGCAGGAGCUGAGCAUCAAAGUAGGUCAGUGUUCAUCAUUGGAGCAGACAGGGAGCAGCAGCGCAGCAGAAAAAGCUAUCAUUUUUUUUCAUUAAUUCUCAUUUAAAGCUUUGACUGUUGAACAGAUUUCUUCCAUGAAGGUAACGUGUCUCUGUUGAAGGUCCAAAGAUCAUAAAAGUUCAGGAAAUACGAUAAAAAUGUUGUAGAAGUAAGGAAAUAAUUCAACAAACAUGCGUGUCUCAGCUUGUGGUCUCUGCAUAAAUUUCUGAUGCACCUCCAGCUGUCUGUGGAUUUCUGGAGGUCUGGUGAUAUCCAAGAUGAUUUUACAGCAGCUUUCAGCUUCUCCUUGCUACUCGUCUGGUGUGUUAAUCAUCGUCUUCAUAGAUUAGCUGCAAAGUUAAGGUCAGAGGAGUUUGCUGACCAAACACAGGAAUAUAGAAGUCCAUGAACCAAGAGCAGAUCUUUGUUUUAGGGUGGACUGGAUGCAGCUUUGCUGAUCUUGAACCUAAAACACUUGAGCAAUAUUAGAUGAUGUCCUCAAGAUGACUCUGAAACUUGACUCUGGACUUCCUGUCUUCUUCUCCUCCAGAAUCUGAGACCCAUGCAGCUUUUCAAAAUUAGACCAGGUAAGACACCUUUGAUGUGUCUGGUUCAUCUUUUGAAGAUGUCAGGGAGUUCUGGAUGGGGAGAAUCAUGAAGUUCUGACUCCCAUCAAAGUUCUAGACUGAUAUUCACCUGUUUUUUCUUCUUUAAAGAAUUCUCCAUGAGUUUUAUUGGACACAGCACUCUCUGAACAACCAGCUUCUUCAGUAUUCACUUUCUGCCCCGGCUUCAUGACUUUGUUCAUCCUAAACCAAACUGACAAAGAAGAUUUAAAGAACCAGAAAUAGCAGAAUUGUUUUAUUAACUUCAUGGAUAUAUUGAAGUGGUCAUAAAUAUUAAUUUCAUAUUUCAUCUGUAGAUUCUAAUCAGCAUUUUUAAGACAGAAACACCUGAAUUAUUUCAAUCUGUGUGAUAAUAAACCUUCUAAAAUGAGUAAUUGAAACACAAAUUCUCUUUGAUGAUGUUCUGUUUGAAGGCAGCUGCAUGUUCCCUUUGAAAGGACGUGAGGUUUAUCUGCAAAAUCCAGAGCCAAACACGUCAGUCUGAUUCAAACAGAAGUACUUUUAUUUAAAAAUUAGUUUAAAAGUAGGAUUGUCAUGAUGUGAAGUUCAGGAUGAAGUCCUUCACAGUAUGAAGCAUGUUUUGAUUUCAGGGUUUGGGAUGCAGAGCUGCAGCUGCUGGUGUCACUGAGGGUCAGGACCUUUGGAUCUGCACAAGAUGAAGCUGGGAAGCAGACUCUGCACCCUAAAUGUUGGUGGUCGCAGGUUUUCCUUCCCUGUGGAGCUGAUGAAGCGGCUCCCCCUGAGCAGGCUCAGUCGGCUGCACAGUUGUCUGUCUGAAAGUGAGCUGUUGGAGCUCUGCGACGAUUAUGAUAGAGACAGGAACGAGUUUUUCUUCGACCGUCACUCAGACGCCUUUAGCUUCAUCAUGCUGUACGUGCAACAUGGGAAGCUGCGCUUCGUGCCACACAUGUGUGAGCUAUCCUUUUACAACGAGAUGCUGUACUGGGGCCUGGAGAGCUCCGACCUGCAGCUGUGCUGCCAGCGACGCCUUGACCAGCGCAUGUCAGACUGCUUUGUCCACUUCUUCCCGGAAGAGGAGCCCCAGGGCCCAGAGGAGCCCAGGAGUCACUGGCUGGAGAGGAUGAGGAGGACAUUUGAAGAGCCCACGUCGUCGCUGGCGGCACAGAUCUUGGCCUCUGUGUCUGUGUUGUUUGUCGUCAUCUCCAUAGUGAUGCUGUUUGCCAGCACGUUACCCAGCUGGAAGGCUGCAGAGACCCUGGACCAGCACCAAAUCAUCGAGGCGGUUUGCAUCGGAUGGUUCACAGCAGAGUGCCUUGUCCGUUUUCUUGUGUCCCGGGAUAAAUGUGAGUACGUUCUUCGGCCUCUGAACAUCAUCGACCUGCUGGCCAUCAUGCCCUACUACAUCUCUGUUACCAUGACAAUGCUGACAGGAGAAAACUCCCAGCUUCAGCGGGCUGGGGUUGCACUGCGUGCCCUACGCAUGAUGCGGAUCUUCUGGGUCAUCAAACUGGCACGUCACUUCCUGGGUCUCCAGACUCUUGGUCUGACACUCCGUCGAUGCUACCGUGAAAUGGUCAUGCUUCUGGUCUUCAUUUGUGUCGCCAUGGCAAUCUUUAGCGCACUGGCUCAGCUGCUGGAGCAUGGCUUGGACCUGGAGACGGGGAACCAAGACUAUGCCAGCAUUCCUGCUGCCUGCUGGUGGGUCGUGAUCUCCAUGACAACUGUAGGUUAUGGCGACAUGUACCCGGUGACGGUGGCGGGCCGUGUUCUCGGAGGUGUGUGCGUGGUGAGUGGGAUCGUACUGCUGGCACUCCCAAUUACCUUUAUUUACCACAGCUUUGUCCAGUGUUACCAUGAGCUGAAGGUCCUCUCAGCCCGCAACUGUCGACCAAUACUAACGUCUGAGACUGAGGACGGGGAGACAUCAACUGACCACCAUGCUGGUCGCACCGGCGAACCGCCAGAGGCAUCCUUGCCCUACACCAAAUAAGUUCCUCAUUUUAGUUUCCCAAACCAUAAUCAUUCAGCUUCCAGUCAACAAACUGUUUCCUGUCACAUGCCAAACUUCCUGCCCAUCACAAGAUUAUUCUCCUUUGUCCACCUAUUGAACAAAGCUUCACUCCAGCUUAUUCCUGGGCUGGUGAGGUCAGAGACCAGAUGGGAUUUCUGCUGUCCAGUCAUCAGUGGCUUUGGAGCCGAUGGGGGUGUUAUUCAACACGGUUGCAGGAACAUGAGAUGGGGAUGCCAUACUCGAUAAGGACAGACAGGAUCACCACAAACACUGAGGGUGUACAAACAGUCACAUAAUCACAGCCACACUUUGGGAUGAAACUCAAUUUAGAGAAAGUUGAAGCAUUGAAAUAUUUGUGAAAACAAUCUUCCUCUAAAGGAGCUCAGAGGGAGGUUUCCAUAGAUUUUUUUUUAAUGUAGUGUUGGUCCUUCAAAGGCAGCAGAUUGAAAGGCUCCCCAUACUUUCGCCAGUUUAGAGACUUUUAAAAACAAUGUGAUCCCAGUGACAGGACUAAUGAACCUCGUUUUCAGAUUCCCUUACUUUGUCUAAAGUUGUUUCUGGGUUUUCUCAUGAUUAUGUUUGGAGACUCCAUCGCCAUGCGUCACAGUGUACAUGGAUUAGGGUUGUGGGAGGGGCUUUGAGUCCAGUGAGGCAGAACAGAUUUUACCUGGCCCUUCAGCUGUUUCCAUGAUCAUCACUUGAUUAUUUUGGAUUUUCACUUUGCCUCUUUCCCCAGGAAGUCUACUGGCCAUAAUGGUGUACUUCGUAACCCUUCUGCUAUCCUAGGCACUUUAACAUUGGGAGUUGGGUCAUCUAGACCCACUAGACAGUGCUCUGAACCUUUUUACUUCAAUGAUUUGUGAUCAU
Molecule: messenger RNA, 3974 nt
Organism: Oryzias latipes (Japanese medaka)
Lineage: Eukaryota; Metazoa; Chordata; Actinopteri; Beloniformes; Adrianichthyidae
Source: RefSeq, a predicted model, not a curated record